Molecule: messenger RNA, 425 nt
Organism: Baudoinia panamericana UAMH 10762
Lineage: Eukaryota; Fungi; Ascomycota; Dothideomycetes; Mycosphaerellales; Teratosphaeriaceae
Exons: 2
Coding region: 90-320 (76 amino acids)
Source: RefSeq, a predicted model, not a curated record
AAGCAUCCAACACCAAGAGUCACCGUGGCGGUCUAAGUCUGCGCUUGGGAUCAUUGAUCAAUUGGCAGACGUCCAGCAGUGAACCAUACAUGUGCUGCACGCCUGCAAUCGCGACGAGAGAGCAGUGGCGUUCGUCAACGGCUGAGAUACAUCGAAGCGAAACGGCGAUGGCCGGCAAGCAAGGCAUAUCAUCCAUAUCAGCUCUGCAUGCCCGCCGUAUGAGGCGCAAAGACAUCGUUGUUAAAUGGCAUGUCUACAGGGCGGAACCGAAAGCGUCCAGCAGCGACAAUCUUUGGACAGGAGGAAGGAGCUAUCAAUAGCGUCGGCAUAAAGAAGCUAAGGAUCCACGGCAGCCAACUCGAUGAAAGCGAGUGCACAGUCUACUCUUGAGAGAAUGGUACCGAGACUUCCCACCGAGACCGCCU